This is a messenger RNA of Branchiostoma belcheri (Belcher's lancelet), 3078 nucleotides long. Its product is annotated as guanylate-binding protein 4-like. NCBI's taxonomy places the organism in Eukaryota, Metazoa, Chordata, Leptocardii, Amphioxiformes, Branchiostomatidae. Gene Ontology annotation, biological process: regulation of apoptotic process. The record is from RefSeq and is a predicted model, not a curated record. Gene Ontology annotation, molecular function: GTP binding; GTPase activity; protein binding.
UCCAAAACGGCCUUAACUUGCAAUGAUUACUAACUUAUUGUGUAAAUUGUUUACCAUAUGGUGAAAUAUUCUUCCUUUCGACAUAGACAACGCUUCAUUUUUGGCCAAUCGUAAAAAAAGUAUAUUAUGUGAAUAAAAUGAAAUACAAUAAAUGGUGAAUAUGAAAAAAAACGUUUCCUCAUACCUUAACAAUAAGUGACAAAAGCUUUUUAUGGAUCAAAAAACAACUAUGGGACCUUCCCCCUGUACAAGUGACGCAUGGACUUUCGCCUUGAAGGGGACUUUGCACAGCGUUGUCUAUAAGUAUAAGUCCGUUGCAAGACCGUGACACAUUCUGUGGUUUUCGUCGUUAGGAGGAGAAAGUAUUCGAAGUUGUGGCUAAGUUUGACAGUGUCUGGAAGCCCUGUUAACGCUCAUGAUCGUUUAAGUGAAGUGAUACCAAGUACUGGAUUUGAAGCUGCACUUGUUAGAUUGCGGACGUGACUGUUCUAGCAGCAAAAACGACCGGACCGGAGAAAGCAGCAAGCAAUCCUUCGCUGAGUAGCUUAUGAGUACCGGGUUGCACGAGAAAGCUGAGGAAGACGAAGAAAACAACGAAACAACUGGAAAUAGUAAGCGGCCGCCACCAUGGAGUCUCUGCAGGGUAACUCGCUAUCCCGCCGUAACAAGCUUUAUUUGAAGAUUAGUCAAAGUUUAACUGAAGACCAAGUGAAAAGUUUGCGAGAUUUGUUGAUCACUGAUCAUCAUAUUGCCAAAGGAAAAAUUGAAAAUAAGACACCACAUGAAAUGUUUAUUAUACUGGAGGCUGAUGGCAAAUUCGGUAAGGGAAAUCUUGGACUGCUCAAGGACCUGUUGAGAGCUCUUGAUGAAACACACCUAGCAAAGGAGGUUGAGGAUCUGGAGAGGGAUCAGAUGCAGAGAGACAUAUCCUUGUUACAUUCCAAGCUCGGUUUCAAGGUGGAGGAGCUGAAGCCGCCAGCAGGUAGGGAAACAGUCCAGGGCUCGUCCAUCCCGCUCAUCCUGCCAAACGACAUGAAGUACAACGCAGCCACGGGCGGAGUCGAGAAGGUUCGUGGCGCCCAGCGGACAAGCCUGCAUGUCGUUCCCGAGGCCUUGGCUCUACUGGAGGGGAUCCAGGAGCCCGUGAGCGUCCUGGCAAUCUGCGGGCCCUGUCGGACUGGGAAAAGCUAUAUCCUCUCCAGGUUACUUGGUACAGCUGAUGCCUUUGAGCUGGGCCAUUCCAUGGACCCCCAGACGUUUGGUAUCUGGAUGGGCACCAAGGUGCUGCGAGGGAAGGACUUCACUAUCGUGCUGCUGGACACAGAAGGAAUAGACACAGUAGGUGCCAGUGCAGGCCAGGACGCCAGUAUCCUUGUACUGAUCAUUCUGCUGUCCUCCCAACUCAUCUACAACUCCCAAAAUUUGCCGUACAAGGGAGACCUGGAGAAGAUGCAGUGUUUCAUCCGCCUAGCUAAAGGAGUCACAGUCAAACAAGGAGAGAAGAAGAUACAGACUUCACUGUUCCGUCAGUUCUUCCCAGACUUCCUGUGGCUGUUACGUGACGUGUCUCUAGAUAUGAAAGAUGAGGACGGUAAAGAAAUGGUUCCCAGCGAGUACCUGAAGACUAAGGUCCUUGCACGUGAUCCUGAUGAUUUUGAGGAAUCACAGAGUGAAAAAGUAGGGCGGGCCAUCCUAACAUUCUUCCCGUCGGUGGAGUGUACCACCUUGGAAAGGCCCUCUGGGGACAAUGAGGUGAUGAAAAACAUUGCUCAGCACACAGACAUCCUGAAUCCAAACUUCAACAAGGGUGUUCACACCCUCAUCGAGCAGCUGUUGCACAAUGCGCGCGCAAAGGGGUACAACAAGGCAUCAACUGUUAGUGGAUUGGCCCUCAGCAUCAUGGUUGAACGGUAUGUGGAAGCCGUCAAUGAUCCAAACUCCAUCCCUGCCCUGGACAACACCUGGCAGAACACCGUACAACUCCUGCGAGGCAGAGCUGUCGAGGAGGUGAUCGAUGAGUACAACCAACAGAUGCAAGCCAAGGUUGCUACAGCCACGAACAAUUGGCGGGAUCCAUUGGAAGAAUGUCCAGAAAAUGGAAUACUUCUCAAACCGGUGACCAGUGGACGUGGAGGGAAAGGUGCGGAAUACAAUACAAGGAAUCCUCCAAGCCAGCCUACCCUCAUCGACCUCCAUAAUGAGCUGUUGAACAAAGUCACAGGCAUGCUUCUGGAGAAGGUCGGCCAUUUUGGUAUUCGCUCAGAGGAGAGGAGCUAUGAGAACGAGAAUUUGAUUGACCAAAUGCAAAAACGCCUGGUUCAAAGAGAGGAGCGAACAAUUUCUUACGUAGCAGAAGACGGCAGCAACAGAAAACAGAAGGGGUUCGUCGUUAUCGGCGGGGAGCUUCUUCGCUACAUCCAACAGAACAAAUAACACUCCAAGACCUUCUGCCAGGAGCUCUUUGAACGCUUACUGGAGCCAAUUAGGAAACAUGUAGAGUCACCUCCCAAAGGCUAUGACUUCCAGCAGUUGCUGGGGGAACUGGAUAACGCACGCCAGCUAUAUAACGAGCAGGCACGUGGUCCGGAGAAGUGGAUUGUUCUGCAGGAGAUGACCCAAAACAUAGAGAAGCUGAAGACCAACUUUGAAAAGAUCGAUGGCUAUCAGAGAGCGAUAUUGCAGGAGCAACAGAAGGCACAUGAGGCAGAGGUUAUGGCUAAGGAGCUGACAAGAGAGAAGCAGGAGAUGCAGAGACAAGCCCGGGACAGGCAUCAAACUCAACAGGAAAAUCUGCAGAAAAUGGAGGAGUUUUACAAGGAGAAGAUUGAUGAGAUGAAACGAGAGAUGGAGGAGAAACACUUAGUUGCGCUCCAGAAGAUCCAGGACCUCCAUGCUGCAAAGAUGGAGCAACAGGCAAAAAUUGAAAGGGAGCGCAGUGCUAGGGAAGCAUCCGGUUUGAAGGACACAAUUAAGGAGGUGGAGGAGCAGCUGGCAGAUAUGAAAAGUCAGCUGGAUGAACUAAAGCUGAAACAACCUCCACCUCCACCUACAUCCCCAACUCCAAGUAAGUACCUGUAG